AUGCUCUCAUCCAUUGCAGGCGUACUCGCCCUUUCUGUCCUGGCUGCAGGGCAUGGGGACCAUAGCCAAACCCCAAUGGCCGGUCCUCACCAAAGCCUUUGGUACAACACUCUACCAGGUGAUGGUGGCACCCAAGCUGACUCCGUCUUCUCCGGAAUCUCAACCUUCGGCCGCCUCCCCUACUUCCCAUGCCUGGCUAGCGAAGCCGAGAAGUACGACAUCGCGUUCCUAGGAGCUCCCUUCGACACCGGAACCUCAUACAGACCAGGUGCCCGUUUCGGACCCAGCGGCAUCAGACAAGGUUCUCGCCGCCUCAAUCUCUACGGUGGCUACAAUGUACCGUUGCAGGCGAACCCGUUCGAUAGCGACAUGCGGAUUUUGGAUUGCGGUGACGUGCCGGUUACUUCAUACGACAAUGCCUGGGCUAUCCAGCAAAUCGAGGAAGGACACAACAGUAUCCUGAUGCGCAAGCCCUUCACCAAUGCUGAUAAAAUGGGUCUCUCCAAGGCUGGGAAGACUCUUCCUCGAGUCAUUACAUUGGGUGGCGACCAUACUAUUACAUUGCCCCUGCUGCGGAGUAUCAACAAGGCUUAUGGGCCUGUGACUGUUAUCCAUUUCGAUAGUCACUUGGACUCAUGGAAGCCUAAAGUCUUUGGUGGCUCCCCUAGCCAGGUUGCUGCCAUUAACCACGGGACUUACUUCUACCAUGCUGCGAUGGAGGGACUGUUGAAGAACGACACUAACAUUCACGCUGGUAUCCGUACCACGCUUUCGGGUCCUUCUGACUAUGAGAAUGAUGGAUACUGUGGCUUUGAGAUCGUCGAGGCCCGAGAAAUUGAUACCAUUGGCACGGACGGCAUUAUCAAGAAGAUCCGCGACCGUGUCGGAACAGACAACCCAGUCUAUCUUUCCAUUGACAUUGACACGUUGGAUCCUGCCUUCGCACCGGCCACCGGGACCCCAGAGACAGGCGGAUGGUCAACGCGCGAACUGCGGACGAUCAUUCGCGGCCUGGACGGACUGAAUUUUAUUGGUGCGGAUAUUGUCGAGGUGGCUCCGGCAUAUGAUACCAAUGCGGAAUUGUCGACCAUGGCUGCCGCCGAUGUGUUGUACGAGGUACUUACGAUCAUGGUCAAGAAGGGUCCACUUUCUAUUGAGGGCCAUGAACAG
Messenger RNA from Penicillium nucicola, 1170 nucleotides. RefSeq names its product agmatinase. Gene Ontology annotation, molecular function: agmatinase activity; metal ion binding. NCBI's taxonomy places the organism in Eukaryota, Fungi, Ascomycota, Eurotiomycetes, Eurotiales, Aspergillaceae. The transcript has 9 exons. The record is from RefSeq and is a predicted model, not a curated record. The annotation marks the transcript as partial.